CGCAGCAAACCAGUCCUUCCACAGAGGAGGGAGAGAGAAUGGGGAGGAGUCCAUGUUGCUCGAAAGUUGGACUUCUCAGAGGGCCAUGGUCACCGAGAGAAGACGAACUGCUCAUCAGUUACGUAAACGAACAUGGCGAAGGUCAAUGGAAGUCUUUACCCAAGAAAGCAGGGCUCCUAAGGUGUGGAAAGAGCUGCAGGCUGAGAUGGAUGAACUACCUGAGGCCUGGUAUAAAGAGAGGCGGCAUAGGCCAAGAUGAGGAGGAUCUCAUCCUCAAGCUGCAUGCUCUUCUCGGCAAUCGAUGGUCUCUCAUUGCAGGCAGGCUUCCGGGUCGCACAGAUAACGAGAUCAAGAACUACUGGAACACCCAUCUCAGCAAAAAGCUCAAGAGGAAUGGCAUCGACCCCAACACCCACAAACCCAUCCUCGGUUCCUUUUCUCAAUACAGCAACGAUGGUGUAUUUCGUCCCCGAAAUCAACAAUUCAUGCGGAGAAGGUCUGCCCUCAACACCAGAAGCAACAAAGGGAAGAACGGCAGAAAGGAUCACGUUACCGAGGUUACAGGCUCUAGGCUUCAUAUGCCUAAGGCAACUAGAGUCAUACCCAAAGUACCACCGCCAUGGAUGCGUCGAGAGACAAAGGUCCUGCCCAUUUGCGAGGGUAGGAACCAUGGCAGCAAAAAUGGUGGCGAGUUCACUGGUGGUGGUGGCUCUGAUGAUGAGCUCUGUAGGUCGGGUUCCGCUGUGUCGCUUCUUGAUCAGAAUGUAGGUUGGAGUGGAAACGGUGAGUUCACACAGGAAGUCCACGGUUAUGAUCACGGCGAGGGAUCCACGCCUGAGAUUUUUCAGCUUUGGCACGAUCGCGGUCAGAAUAUUGUAAGUGAUGAUCACAGCGUAAAGAUGAAGAUUCAUGAACCGAGUCUCGUCUGCUUGGAGGAUGAGAACAUGCUGUUGGAUUCCUUCAUUCAAUCUCUCAUGGACUGAAGGUUUAGCUACAAUGCAUCACUUUGUGGUUCAUAUCGUAGUUCUUAUAACCACUACUACUUUUUCUUCAUUCUCCCUCUCUCUCUAGUGAAGCAGUAAGUAUGUCGCCAUGAUCAUGGGGUAAUGGCUCCAGGCUGCUGUUUAGGAAGUAUAAAAGAAAUAUAUGUGACUAAGCUUUUGUUCCGUUAAAAUAGAAUAAAAGAAUG
Molecule: messenger RNA, 1189 nt
Organism: Nymphaea colorata (pocket water lily)
Lineage: Eukaryota; Viridiplantae; Streptophyta; Magnoliopsida; Nymphaeales; Nymphaeaceae
Product: myb-related protein 308-like
Exons: 2
Coding region: 39-983 (314 amino acids)
Source: RefSeq, a predicted model, not a curated record